AUGUCUCUCCAUCCCCCUUCUCAUCUUAUCUGCGCGGGAAAGACUGGAUCAAUAAAUGUGCAACGUCACUGUAUAUUUAAACUGAAUUUUACUCUCUCUCUCUCUCUCUCUCUCUCUCUCUCUCUCUCUCCCUCCCUCUCACUCUUUUUCUUUGUCUGUCUAUACGCGUAUCUAUCUAUCUAUCUAGCUAUAUCAGUCUGUUCGUAUCUCUCUCUCUUUCUCUCUCUCUCUCUCUCUAUCUAUCUAUCUAUCUAUCUAUCUAUCUAUCUAUCUAUCUAUCUUCUAUCUAUCGAAGUUUGUUCGUAUCUAUCUAUCUUUUUUCAAUUCUCUGGUCGUAUCUAUCUAUCUAUCUAUCUAUCUAUCUAUCUAUCUAUCUAUCUAUCUAUCUAUCUAUCUAUCUAUCAGUCUGUUCGUAUCUAUCAUUUUCCAAUUCGUUCUUUUUCCGCCUUCACAUUUAAUUCAUUUAUAAAUUUUUCUUCUUAA
Molecule: messenger RNA, 483 nt
Organism: Acanthosepion pharaonis
Lineage: Eukaryota; Metazoa; Mollusca; Cephalopoda; Sepiida; Sepiidae
Source: the annotation of a GenBank genome assembly